GCUCCUCCGGGGCUGCGCCUUGCCUGAGGCGGCGCAGCGCGCCCCGCCGUGCCCCGGGCUCCCGCGGGACGAUGUCGCAGGAUCACGACAUGGACAAGACGAUCAAGGAAACCUCCAUUUUAGAGGAAUACAACAUAAACUGGACUCAGAAGCUGGGAGCUGGGAUCAGUGGGCCUGUUAGAGUCUGCAUGAAAAAAUCCUCCCAAGAACGCUUUGCACUGAAAAUCCUCCUCGAUCGUCCAAAAGCUCGAAACGAGGUACGUCUGCACAUGAUGUGUGCAACACAUCCCAAUAUUGUUCAAAUAAUUGAAGUUUAUGCUAACAGUGUGCAGUUCCCACAUGAAUCCAGCCCCAGGGCUCGGCUCCUAAUUGUAAUGGAGAUGAUGGAAGGGGGAGAGCUCUUCCACAGAAUCAGCCAGCACCGGCACUUUACUGAGAAGCAAGCCAGCCAAGUAACAAAGCAGAUAGCUUUGGCUUUGCAGCAUUGCCACUCACUAAACAUUGCACACAGAGACCUCAAGCCUGAGAAUCUCCUCUUCAAGGAUAACUCUCUGGAUGCACCUGUUAAAUUGUGUGACUUUGGGUUUGCCAAAGUAGACCAAGGUGACUUGAUGACACCCCAGUUCACUCCCUAUUAUGUAGCACCUCAGGUAUUGGAGGCACAAAGAAGACAUCAGAAAGAAAAGUCUGGUAUUAUCCCCACGUCUCCAACCCCUUACACUUACAACAAGAGCUGUGACCUGUGGUCCCUGGGGGUCAUUAUCUACGUGAUGCUGUGUGGGUACCCCCCCUUUUACUCCAAGCACCACAGCCGGACAAUUCCCAAGGACAUGAGGAAAAAGAUCAUGACGGGGAGCUUUGAAUUCCCAGAGGAAGAGUGGAGCCAAAUCUCAGAAAUGGCAAAAGACAUUGUGAGAAAGCUACUGAAGGUGAAACCUGAGGAACGAUUGACCAUUGAGGGGGUGUUGGACCAUCCCUGGCUCAAUUCCACAGAGGCCCUGGACAACAUCCUGCCCUCUGCACAGCUGAUGAUGGACAAGGCCAUGGUGGCAGGGAUCCAACAGGCUCACGCAGAACAACUUGCAAACAUGAGAAUCCAAGACCUCAAAGUGAGCCUGAAACCCCUUCACUCCGUGAACAACCCGAUCCUGCGCAAGCGGAAACUCCUGGGCACCAAGCCAAAGGAUGGUGUUUACAUCCAUGACCCUGAGAAUGGAAGCAAUGAUUCCAAUGUGGCCCUGGAGAAGCUGAGAGAUGUGAUUGCUCAGUGCAUUCUACCACAGGCUGGUAAAGGAGAGAAUGAAGAUGAAAAGCUGAAUGAAGUGAUGCAGGAGGCCUGGAAAUACAACAGGGAGUGCAAGUUGCUGCGAGACACCCUGCAGAGCUUCAGCUGGAAUGGCAGAGGAUUCACAGACAAAGUGGAUCGACUGAAACUGGCAGAAAUCGUCAAACAAGUGAUUGAAGAGCAGACAAAUUCCCACGACUCUCAAUAGCUGGAGCUUCUUAAUCUUAUUUUUUUUACCAUUUAAGAUUUAUUCUUUAACUGUAAAAAGUAUUUUUAUGUAAAUUAAUAAAUCAUAAUUAUUUCAUUAAAUUUCCAUACUGCUUGAAAAUGCUGUAUAGUUGUAGAUACAAAAAAAAUCAUUGGUACUGUAAUAUUUUUUUAAAACUCAGUUCCUCAAGGUAUAUAUGAUCACUUAUGUACUGUUAAUCAUGAGCCCCCCAAAUGGGGUGGAUUUUAUUGUUAUAAACCAUUCUUUUUCUUAAUAACCAGUUGCAGAAGCUACCUUUCACCUGCCACAUCCAGCCCCUGCAGUGACUGUAUGCGAAGGAGAGCCACAGUUUCUCAAGCCCCUGCUCAGUGAGUACUUGAAGCAAGUGCUGUGAAAUGCAAAUUCACAGCUCCCCUUGGCACCUAAAUUCCGGGUCUUUAGGUAGAGAAAAAUCAGUUAAAUAACCUUCAGUCUGGCUUGGUGCCUUACCCAGGCACCUUGAGGCCAUGUGCUUGCUGAAAUUUUCAGUUCUGAGAAGUGACUCUUUUUUUUUUGUCUUCCCCAUCUCCCUCAGACUUUCUUUAAGGCUUAACCUCCUCUGUUUCUUCCUCCUCAUCUUCCUCAGAGCUUUUUAAAGGCUGAAUCAACCAUUCAGCACAAAACUCUUCUUUUUCUCACCUUGUCCAACAGCAGAACAGAAGA
Ficedula albicollis (Collared flycatcher) is the source of this 2195-nucleotide messenger RNA. It is a transcript of the gene MAPKAPK5, whose product is annotated as mitogen-activated protein kinase-activated protein kinase 5. Gene Ontology annotation, molecular function: ATP binding; mitogen-activated protein kinase binding; calcium/calmodulin-dependent protein kinase activity. NCBI's taxonomy places the organism in Eukaryota, Metazoa, Chordata, Aves, Passeriformes, Muscicapidae. The record is from RefSeq and is a predicted model, not a curated record. Gene Ontology annotation, biological process: peptidyl-serine phosphorylation; negative regulation of TOR signaling; Ras protein signal transduction. The transcript has 14 exons. Bases 72 to 1493 code for a protein of 473 amino acids. Gene Ontology annotation, cellular component: cytoplasm; nucleus.